This is a messenger RNA of Meleagris gallopavo (turkey), 608 nucleotides long. The record is from RefSeq and is a predicted model, not a curated record. Lineage: Eukaryota; Metazoa; Chordata; Aves; Galliformes; Phasianidae.
AGAACAAGUAGCAGAACACGACUGAUUUCUACUUCUUCAGCACAAAUCGGGAGCACGCAGGUACAUAUCAGUGUCAGUACCGGGCGUCUUGGCCAGGAAUGCCAUCCAAGGAGAGUGAUCCUGUGGAGCUGGUGCUGACAGGUGUGGGCCCUGGGGACAGCAGGUGGCUCUGGUUGAUCCCAACAGGACCGUGUCCCACAGCUGUACCCUCCGUUCAUGCGGAUCGACAUUUCCUGCCUCCCAGCAUUUCCCUGAGCCCUGAGGAAUGUGUGGAGAUAGGGACCAAUGUCACCAUCCAGUGCUGGAACAAGGACUAUGGGGCCACCUUCCUCCUGCACAAGGACGGCUGCUCAGCCCCCAUCCAGCGCCAGCACCUCCAUGUGGUGGGCACAGCCACCUUCACCAUCUUUGGGGUGACCCCAGCUGACAGCGGCACCUACAGGUGCUCCUACCGCCCCUGGGCUUACCUUGUGUCCUCACCCCUUGGCAAUAACGUGACUCUGGAGGUGACUCCCACACCUGCACCCCCAGGUGCUGCAGACAGUUCCCAUGGGAACCCGGUGGUGGCAGUGGCUGGGGGCUGCACUGCUGCCUUUGUCUUCAUCCUC